Cinara cedri is the source of this 246-nucleotide messenger RNA. The record is from the annotation of a GenBank genome assembly. NCBI's taxonomy places the organism in Eukaryota, Metazoa, Arthropoda, Insecta, Hemiptera, Aphididae.
AUGACCAGGUCGUCCGACAACGUCAUGGGACGUGAACUGGGAAAACUCCUCAGAAAAUUGAAAAAUUAUCUAACGACCGACGUGAAACUCGUCGCACAGUUGUACAAAAUUGAAAAAAGGUGGCCAAAACUCAACAUGGUAUUACAGUUUUCCAAAGGGCAAAUAUGGGCAGCUGAUCCAAACAUUUACCGGUUCUAUACACCUUAUAGAUAUUUGAAAUACAUGUACUGGCGUGAUGGUCGGUAA